AUGGAUCGGCACCGGCCGCGGCUGCACCCCGCCACCCCGGGCUCCUCUGCCGGGGUCCACCAGCCCUCCUCGGCCUCGCUCCGCAGCUGCCGGGAGGGCAAGACGCAGCGCCGGAAGGGGCCCCAGUACCCGCCGCCCCCUGGGGGCCCGGAGGAACCUGGGGAGAAACGCCCGAAAUUUCAUUUAAAUAUUAGGACACUGACAGAUGACAUGCUGGACAAAUUUGCUAGCAUAAGAAUUCCAGGGAGCAAGAAAGAGAGACCUCCUAUUUCGAGCUUGAAGACUGCAUUUGCAAGUAAUGAUAGUUCUUCAGAGUUGACAGAAAACAUUCCAAAGCCAUUGUCGGAGAACGAAGUCUUAGAACUUUUUGAAAAGAUGAUGGAAGAUAUGAAUUUAAAUGAAGAUAAAAAGGCACCAUUGCGGGAAAAGGACUUCAGUAUCAAAAAAGAAAUGGUGAUGCAGUACAUUAAUACUGCUUCCAAGACAGGAAGUCUUAAGAGGAGGCGGCAGAUUUCACCUCAGGAAUUCAUCUAUGAACUGAAAAUUGGCUCCGUGGAUGAGAGACUUGUCACAUGCCUAGAAUCACUCCGAGUGUCUUUAACUAGUAACCCUGUGAGUUGGGUGGAAAGCUUUGGACAUGAGGGACUUGGAUUAUUACUGGACAUUUUGGAGAGACUGAUUAGUGGCAAAAUGCAAGAAAAAAUUGUGAAGAAGAGUCAACACAAAGUCAUACAGUGUCUGAAGGCUUUGAUGAACACACAGUAUGGCUUGGAAAGAAUUAUGAGUGAAGAGAGAAGUCUGUCAUUGUUAGCCAAAGCCAUCGAUCCAGAGUACCCCAAUAUGAUGACUGAUGUGGUGAAACUCCUCUCUGCGGUAUGCAUUGUAGGAGAGGAAAACAUCCUUGAAGAAGUUUUAGAAGCUUUAACAUCAGCUGGAGAAGAAAGAAAAAUUGACAGAUUUUCUUCUAUUGUGGAAGGUCUUCAGCACAAUUCUGUUCAAUUGCAAGUGGCGUGUAUGCAGCUCAUCAAUGCCCUUGUUACAUCUCCCGAUGAUUUGGACUUACGGCUUCACAUCAGAAAUGAAUUUAUGCGUUGUGGAUUGAAAGAGAUAUUGGAAAAUUUAAAGCAUAUUAGAAAUGAUGGCCUGGAUAUCCAACUUAAAGUCUUUGAUGAGCAUAAGGAAGAAGAUUUGAUUGAGUUCUCCCAUCGCUUUGAUGAUAUUAAAGCUGAAUUUGAUGAUGUGCAUGAUGUUUAUAAUACUAUAUGGAACCUAGUUAAGGAAACUAGAGCAGAGGGAUAUUUUCUUUCUAUUCUUCAGCACCUUUUGCUGAUUCGAAGUGAUUACUUAGUAAGGCAGCAGUAUUUCAAAUUAAUUGAUGAGUGUGUGUCUCAGAUUGUGUUGCAUAAAGAUGGGAUGGAUCCUGACUUCACAUAUAGAAAAAGGCUAGAUUUAGAUUUGGGUCAAUUUGUUGAUACUUGCAUUGAUCAAGCCAAACUAGAAGAGUUUGAAGCGAAAGCAACAGAAUUUUUUAAGAAAUUUGAAAAAGAGUUUACUGACCACCAAGAAACUCAGGCUCAGUUGCAGAAAAAAGAGGCAAAGAUUAAUGAGCUUCAAGCAGAGUUACAGGCUUUUAAAUCUCAGUUUGGUGCAUUGCCAGCAGAUGCAAACAUCCCUUUGCCUCCAUCAACAGAAAAUCCAAGUGGGCACCCGGCUCCUCCCCCUCCCCCACCAAUGACCCUUUGUGGUGGAGCACCACCACCACCACCGCCGCCUCCUCCACCUCCCCCGCCUCCUCCUCCUCCUCCUCCACUUCCAGGAAUGGUGCCCUUUGGCGGGCCUGUGCCGCCUCCGCCUCCCCUAGGAUUUCUUGGCGGGCAAAGCUCUGCGCUACCUCCGAACUUGCCGUUUGGGUUAAAGCCAAAGAAAGAAUUUAAACCUGAAACCAACAUGAGAAGAUUGAAUUGGUUAAAGAUCAGACCUCAUGAAAUGACUGAAAACUGUUUUUGGAUAAAAGCAAAUGAAAUUAAGUAUGAAAAUGUGGAUUUGCUUUUGAAACUAGAGAAUAUAUUUUGUUGCCAACAAAAAGAGAAAAGAGAAGAGGAUGAUCUUGAAGAAAGAAAAGCUCUUAAGAAAAAAAUUAAAGAACUUAAAUUUCUGGACUCUAAAAUUGCUCAGAACCUUUCAAUCUUCCUGAGUUCUUUUCGGGUGCCAUAUGAGGAAAUCAAAAUGAUGAUAUUGGAAGUAGAUGAAACACACUUGGCAGAGUCUAUGAUUCAGAAUUUAAUCAAACAUCUGCCUGAUCAAGAUCAAUUAAAUGCAUUGUUUCAAUUCAAGAGUGACUAUAACAAUUUAUGUGAACCUGAGCAAUUUGCUGUGGUGAUGAGCAAUGUGAAGAGACUGCGGCCACGGCUCAGUGCGAUUCUCUUUAAGCUGCAGUUUGAAGAGCAGGUGAACAACAUCAAACCUGACAUCAUGGCUGUCAGUGCUGCCUGCGAAGAGAUAAAGAAGAGCAAAAGCUUUAGCAAGUUGCUGGAACUUGUAUUGCUAAUGGGAAACUACAUGAACGCUGGCUCCCGGAAUGCGCAAACCUUCGGAUUUAACCUUAGCUCUCUCUGUAAACUAAAAGAUACAAGGUCAGCAGAUCAGAAAACAACGCUACUUCAUUUUCUGGUGGAAGUAUGUGAAGAAAAGUAUCCUGACAUCUUGAACUUUGUGGAUGAUUUGGAAAACUUAGACAAAGCUAGUAAAGUCUCUGUAGAAACGCUGGAAAAGAAUUUGAAGCAGAUGGGAAGGCAGCUUCAACAGCUUGAGAAAGAUUUGGAAACCUUUCCCCCUCCUGAGGACUUGCAUGAUAAGUUUGUGACAAAGAUGUCUAGCUUUGUUAUUGCUGCAAAAGAACAAUAUGAGAAACUUUCCAAGUUGCAUAAGAACAUGGAGAAGUUAUACCAGAGUGCAAUGGGAUAUUAUGCCAUUGAUGCGAAGAAGGUGUCCGUGGAAGAGUUUUUAACUGACUUGAAUAACUUCAGAACCACAUUCAUGCAAGCAGUAAAGGAGAAUGUCAGAAAAAGAGAAGCAGAGGAGAGAGAAAAACGUGCCAGAAUCGCGAAAGAAUUGGCAGAAAAAGAAAGAAUUGAACGCCAACAAAAGAAAAAGCUCUUAUUAGAAAUGAAGACUGAGGGUGACGAGACAGGAGUGAUGGAUAGUCUGCUAGAGGCCUUGCAGUCAGGAGCCGCCUUCCGGGACCGAAGGAAAAGGACACCCAAACCAAAAGAUCUACGGCAAAGUCUCAGUCCGAUGUCUCAGAGGCCUGUUCUCAAAGUUUGUAACCAUGAAAAUCAAAAAUCGCAGUUGACAGAAGGGUCACGUUCACACCACAGUAUCAAUUGCAACUCAUCCAGGACUCAAGUCACCAAGGAGCUUAAUUAUAAUCUAGACACUCACACGUCUACAGGGAGGAUCACGGCAGUUGAGAAGAAGGAAACCCGUAAUGUAGAAAGCAGCAGAAAAAAGGAAAUGGAACUUCUUGGCACUGUUUCUAAAAAUGAAUCCAUUCCCGAAGUUGAAGCCCUGCUGGCAAGAUUACGAGCUUUAUAAAUUAAACUGGUAAAAAAAUGAUUAAGCCAAAUAUAAAGCUAGGCUCUGAGCUAUAACACUUGAAAAAAAAAUGCUUUUUAUGUUAGAGACUAUAGUUUUAAAUUAUGACAUAUUUUAAAAACAAAGCAAAAUCAGAAUUGCUUCUCUGUAUACUUGAGGUUUUGACUACUUUUUCAAGAUUGUACUGGGCUCCAUGCUUUUGUGGGUUUCGGGGGACAUUUUUUUGAUCUUCUGAUAUUUACAUGUUCUGUAUUUCGUAGUUCAAUCAUACAUAAUGUUUUAGAGUACUGAUAGUUGGUCCUGUGUCCUUAGAAAAUACCAUCUUUCCAACUCACUAUAUCUUAACAUAAGAACACCAGCUGCCUCAUAUCCAUGUACAUUCCAUGUAUGUUAUCCAUGUAGAUCUAGGUUUCUCCUUAAUUGGAAUCAUAUACUCUAUAAGCACAGCACUGGAAACAUAGAACUCAGUAGGACUGUGAGGAAAUGAUGUGUUAGCUCAUUAUCAUUGUUGAAUUCUUGUUAUUUAGAUGCUAUAGGAGUCUGUAAGGAAUUUCAGCAUAUUUUCAAAAAUGAUGAAUGAUGUAAUGAAUGUAUGCAUUCUCUUAGAAAAUGCACAGACUUUGGCACAAAGUGGCUGCAUCAGUGCUUUCCUGUUGAAACUAUUAACCAAUAGGGCAUUUCCCCCUCUGGGAUGGCAAUAACAUCAUCAUUAUGAAACUACCCAAAUAAUGAUUGGAUUUUUGAGGGUUUUUUUUUCUUAAUUUCUGUGAGCAAACUUGAAAUUGAAGCUUUUUAAUGUGACAAUCAGCAAUUUUAACCAAGAUCUGAAUAAGUGUUUCAAGGAAAGUUUGCUGUGCAAAAUGUUGCGAUUUUACCUCAUUUGAGGCAUCAAAUUAACUGUUAAUUCUAUAGCAAAUACACUUGUUACUUGUGCUAAAUGAGGAAAAUACUUGUUUCUUUUGUCAUUAGUAUAUUCAGGAGAGGUAUGCUGGAAAUAGAAUGUGCCAUGCAAUCUAAACAUCUACUCUGCUUUAUUAUGUGCAAUAAGUGACUGCUCUUUUACCUUCAGUUAAGAAGCAGUUCUAUGGAACUAGUCUGAUGAGGUCCAAUGCUUUUUAUUUCCUUGUUCAAGUUGCCACCUCCUUUUAGCUCUACGUUAAUAAAGGUAAUUAAUUAGAACUAUGAACCAGGCCCUGCUUAGAGACAUUGGAGAACAGAAUGUUCUCCAGCACCAAUGUGGGAAUAAAGUGUUCUUGCAGAUGUUGCUGAAAUGUGUAUUUUGCCCUCUAGUUGCAAUUUUUUUUUAGCCUCAGAACAAAUCAAGAAUGGUGAAGGCCAUUUACACAUUGAAGUGGACGGGAGUCCUUACUAGCAAUAUUGGAAGAAUUCUAUAAGUUCUUAAACUUUUCAGAAAUGGAACAAAUUCAUCCAGAUCGUUUGGACACACUAGGUGACAAAGAAGCACUGCUAGAAACUUGGAGCUUUGAAAUACCCCAAGAGAAGAGGCAGCCUGGUGAAGGGAAGUGAGAAGUGACGUCCCUCUGGGUAGAGGAAGUAGGGAAGUCCCCCAAAGCAUCAGUGUGCAUCAGGGGCUGGAGCAAUAGCACAGCGGGUAGGGUGUUUGCCUUGCACUCGGCCGACCCGGGUUCGGUUCCCAGCAUCCCAUAUGGUCCCCGGAGCACCACCAGGAGUAACUCCUGAACAUUGCCAGGUGUGACCCCCCAAAAAAAAAUCAGUGUCUGGGAGCCAAAGGGUAGUCUUCAGCAAAAGUGCCAGGAAUGUGGGACUAGCAAGGCACCUUUAGCCCCUUCUUCCUCACUGAGGGGCACCAGAUUGGCACUGGCCUGAAUAAGAUUUUCACUAUGGACAGGUAAGCAAAGAACAGAGUUGACAGAGGGAAGUUCCAACCAGGAAGCAGGUUGUCUUCUGUUGCAGAAAUUCCCUUGAUAAAUAUUCCUUCAGCAGUGGAUUGAGGAUUAUAAUUAGGGUUUUUAAAUUCAUAACAUUCCUUUAGCCAAAUGAAGAUGAAAACUAUAGCACUGACCUUUACUUUGAAGGCAGAUAUUGAGAAACAAUUUUAUGUUUCUGGGCAAACAGUUUUGUACAUUUGAAUUAGCUGUUAAAAGGCCAACUCAGGAAACCGUCUGACACAAUGCAGUAACCCUUCACUCAUCCAUUCAAGUUAGUAAUAAACCUCAAACAUACGCUCCCCUUUACACUCCAGUCAGUGCAGAAAAUUUGGCAAAAAACACAUAGAUAACUAAAUGAUCUAGGAGUUGAUUGGAAGCAGUGACCUACUGCUAUACUUUAAUCAUAUAUGCAUGUUAAUAUAUUUGAAUGUUUAAAUAUAAUAAAGCACCUAAUGUGCA
Sorex araneus (European shrew) is the source of this 5963-nucleotide messenger RNA. It is a transcript of the gene DIAPH3, whose product is annotated as diaphanous related formin 3. The record is from RefSeq and is a predicted model, not a curated record. The coding region runs from base 1 to 3594 and encodes 1197 amino acids. NCBI's taxonomy places the organism in Eukaryota, Metazoa, Chordata, Mammalia, Eulipotyphla, Soricidae. Gene Ontology annotation, cellular component: actin filament; cytoplasm. The transcript is spliced from 28 exons. Gene Ontology annotation, molecular function: small GTPase binding; microtubule binding; actin binding. Gene Ontology annotation, biological process: actin cytoskeleton organization; actin filament polymerization.